AUGAGGCCACGAGCCAUGGCACCGCCCGCAGCGGCAUGGCGCCUCCUGCUCGCCGUGUCCGUCCUGUGGGCAUCUCUGGCCCUCGCCAAGGAUGGCCCUGACAUGACCGUCAACACUUUCGACCACCCGCCCCUCUACCUGAGCUACUUCGAAGACAGUGACGCCGUCGUCUUCCAGGACGUCGAGGAGGGCAACGUCUACCGAUCCAAGGAUGCCGGCGCCAAGUGGGAGCGCGUCAGCGCUGUGCCUGAGGGCAAGUCGCUCUUCCUCAUCAUGCACCAGUUCGAUCCCAAGACGGCCUUCAUCCUGACCGCCAGCGAGACGCACUUCAAGACCGAGGACCGGGGCGAGACCUGGACCAAGUUCCAGACUGGCGUCCUGCCCAGCAAGUUCCAGCCCGAGACUCUCGUCUUCCAUGCCGACGACCCGAACCGAAUAAUAUUCAACGCCAUGAACUGCCAGGACAUCUUCUGCGAAGAGCAGGCCAUGUACACCAUUGACGGCUUCAAGACUACCAAGCCGCUGCGCUCCCUGACCGGCGGAUGCUGGUGGGCCAAGUCGUCCAAGGAAUUCACGACCGGUGAUGCCGAGCUUGACAAAUCGCGCAUCCUUUGCGUUGUCAGGGACCGCUUUUCCCUGUUCAAGUCGGACCAGCGGCUGUUCGUCUCGGAUUCCUUCUUCGCUGUCAAGGAUGGCACCAUCCAGGAAUUUGAACCCAAUGUCGACACGAACAAGGGCGUCCCCGGUGUCCUCAACCUGGCUGUUGUGAAGAAGUACCUCCUGGUCGCCACCUCCGCCGCGCGCACCGACGAGAUGGCCCUCUUUAUCACCGAUGACACCCUCAAGUGGCACCGGGCCAUGUUCCCCAAGGACGAGAGCCACGACCACUCCCAUCGAAUCAACCAAGAGGCCUACACAGUUCUCGAGGGAACAAACUACAGCAUCCAGAUCGACGUCAUGACAUCGCACCCGUCCAACCCGAUGGGCGUCCUCUUCACCAGCAAUUCCAACGGCACUUACUUCACCGAGAACAUCCCCUACACGAACCGCAAUCGCAAGGGCCACGUCGACUUCGAAAAGAUCUCUGGCAUCCAGGGCAUCUUCUUGGUCAACACCGUCGAAAACGGCGCCGAGGUUCAGAAGAAAGGGAGGGCCAAGGACAAGGUCAUCGUUUCUCAAAUCACUUUCGACGAUGGCAGGACCUUCCACAAGAUCAAGGCCGGUGAUACCCGAUUGCAUUUGCACUCGGUCACCGAGCUCGACAAUGUUGGGCGUGUCUUUUCAAGCCCCGCGCCAGGCCUUGUCAUGGGCAACGGCAACACGGGAGACUCCCUGGGCAAAUUCCUCGACGCCAACCUCUUCGUUUCAGACAAUGCCGGCCUGACCUGGAAGAAGGCUCUUGACGGCCCACACAAGUACGAAUUCGGCGAUUCAGGCUCCAUCCUCGUUGCUGUCAAGGACUCAAGCAAGGAAGACGUCAAGGAGUUUUCAUAUUCGCUCGACCACGGCGAAAACUGGAAACAAGUUGCCCUACCCAAGGAUCUCGCUUUCAAGCCUGACCUGUUGACGACGACGCAAGACUCAACGAGUCUCAAGUUCAUACUGCUGGGCGAGAAGAAGGGAACUUACCACAUGGUCGCCAUCAACUUUGACGGGCUCCAUGAACGCACUUGCGGCGACGAUGACAUGGAGGACUGGCACGCCCGGGUGGACGAUGACGGGAAGCCCACUUGCAUCAUGGGCCACAAGCAGACAUUCCGGCGCCGCAAGAAGACUGCCGACUGCUUCAUCAAGAAAGAAUUCAAAGACCCCGUUCCGAAGAACGAGGACUGCGAGUGCUCUGACGCUGACUUCGAAUGCGACUACAAUUUCCAACGAGACGACGACGGCAAGACGUGCAAGCAGGCCGGGCCGAUCCCCAUACCCGAUGGUGCCUGCAAGGACAACCCCGAUGGAACGUUCAAAGGCUCCAGCGGGUGGCGCCUCAUACCCGGAAACACGUGCAAGAGGCCGAGUGGAAAGCAAAAAGACGACAAGGUGGAGAGGAAAUGCUCCGAGGGCGGCUCCAAGCCCGUCCCUCCCGCGACCGACAAGGUCUCGAGCACCAAGGUCGAAUUCGACGCCGAGCUCAAGGACUUCCAAAAAGUCUACCUGGAAAGGGGCGGAUCGAGUUCCUCGACCGACGAGACCCUCAUUGUGAGGCCCGUCGAGUACGUUGGCGAUGGAACGAUGAAGAUUGAGCCCAAGCUGUGGAUUUCUCAUGAUCAUGGCAAAAAGUUCAGUCGCAUCCUCGAGGGCGAGAACAUCAAGGGCAUCUACCCGCACCUGUAUUUCAAGGACGUCGUCUACUUCACAACUAGCAGCCACAACGUCUUGUAUACCGUCGACCGCGGAGAGAGCUUCCACAAGUUCAAGGCGCCCACGGCACCGGAUCCUACCGAAUUUCCUCUCAGCUUCCACCCAGACAAGAAGGAUUGGCUGAUCUGGCUGGGCAAGAAGUGCGAGAAGGUGGGCAAGAAGAAGUCUUGCUUCAAGGAGGCCUCCAUUUCGACGGACCGCGGCGAUAAUUGGAGGACUCUCCGGCGGUACGCAGAGAAAUGCGAGUUCACAGGGCAUUCGGCGUACAAGUUCCGCGGGCUGAAGCAGGUUGUCUGCCUCGUGCGGAAGGAGGAGAGGAACGACGGGCCCAUGACAGUGGUUUCCAGCGACGACUUCUUCGAGGAGGACAGGACCACGCACGAGGGCGAGGUCAUCAACUUUGCCACCAUGAGCGAGUUCAUCGUCCUGGCCGGCAAGGAUGGCAAGUCGGAAGACCUGCACCCCCUCGCCAGUCUCGACGGUAAAUCCUACGACAGGGCCCACUACCCACACAACUUCCGCGAGGGGCACCAGAACGAGUACACAUUGCUCGAUAGCUCAACGCAUGCUAUCAACCUGUUCGUCCGAACCGAAGGUGGGCCUGAUCGUCAGUACGGGUCCAUCAUCAAGAGCAACUCCAACGGCACCAGCUACGUUCUCAGCGCCGCAAACGUCAACUGCAACGAGGACACGUACGUGGACUUUGAAAAGAUUUCGGGCCUCGAGGGUGUCACGUUGAUCAACGUCGUCACCAACACGGACAAGAAGGAAAAGACGAAGACGCUCCAGACCAAGAUAUCACACAACGAUGGCUCGGAAUGGGGCUACCUGGCACCGCCGGCCAAAGACUCAGAUGGCAAGUCGUACUCGUGCAGCAGCUCCAAGGGGGACAGCUCUUGCGCCCUACACUUCCACCACUACACUGAGCGAGAAGACAAGCGCCGGACGUUCUCGGCGGAUACUGCCAUCGGGCUACUGUUCGGCGUCGGCAAUGUCGGUUCCAGCCUAGGUGACAUCAAGGACGCAGACACCUUCAUGUCGAGGGACGGUGGCGUCACCUGGACGAGCGUCAAGAAAGGUCACUGGACGUGGCGCUACGGCGAUCAAGGCUCCAUCAUUGUCUUGGCGCAGAGGGCAACCCAUGCCAGCCCUGCCAAGACCAAGAUUGUGUCGUAUUCGCUCGAUGAGGGCAAAACGUGGAAGGAGUACACAUUUGCAGACGAAGACGUGACGAUCCUGGACAUCUCGACACUAGACUCGGGCACUUCGCGCAACUUCCUUCUCUGGUGCAAGUCGGGCAGCGGAAAGACGUUCUCGGUGAACCUCGACUUUACAGGCCUGGCCAACAAGGCGUGCGAGUUUAAGAAGGACUCUCAGGCCGACUCCGACUACUACCUCUGGUCACCCAAGCACCCGCUCCAAGACGAUGAUUGUCUUUUCGGACACGUGGCGAGAUACCUGCGCAAGAAGGCGGACCGCAAGUGCUACAAUGAGCAGAGCAUCCAGCGGCUGUACGACCACAAAGACUGCCAAUGCAGUCGCCGAGACUACGAAUGUGCGUAUAAUUACGAACUGGACAACCAUGGGCAGUGCAAGCUGGUCAGGGGCUUGGAGCCGCUGUCGGGCAAGGAAUGGUGCUCCAAGCAUCCCAACGAAACGUCGUGGUUCGAGCCGACCGGCUACCGCAAGGUGCCACUGUCGACCUGCCAGGGCGGCAACGAGCUCGAUAAGACAUCCACGGAGCACCCCUGCGAAGGACAUGAGGACGAGUUUGAGAAGAAGCAUCGCACGUCUGGAGUGGUCAUCUUCUUUGCCGUCGUCAUUCCGUUUGCCAUAGCCGGCGCCGUGGGCUGGUGGGUGUACCGCAACUGGGACGGCAAGUUUGGGCAGAUACGGCUCGGCGACCAGUCUUCGACCUUUGACAGCGACCGGCCAUGGGUCAAGUACCCCGUGAUCGCCGUGUCAGCGGUGGCGGCCGUGGUGGCGGCACUGCCACUCAUCGCAGCGAGCCUCUGGAGGUCAGCAGUCGGAUCGUAUGACAGAGUAAGAGGAGGAAGCAGCGACAGAAGCUGGUUCUCGAGCGGCCCACGGAGGUUCACGACCCGGGACAGCUUUGCGCGGGGACGCGGCGACUACGCGGUCGUCGAUGACGUUGAGGGCGAGCUGCUGGGCGAAGAGAGCGACGAAGAGAUAUGA
Purpureocillium lilacinum is the source of this 4554-nucleotide messenger RNA. Its product is annotated as vacuolar protein sorting/targeting protein PEP1. The record is from RefSeq and is a predicted model, not a curated record. Lineage: Eukaryota; Fungi; Ascomycota; Sordariomycetes; Hypocreales; Ophiocordycipitaceae. Gene Ontology annotation, biological process: Golgi to vacuole transport; protein targeting to vacuole; Golgi to endosome transport. Gene Ontology annotation, cellular component: Golgi apparatus; membrane. Gene Ontology annotation, molecular function: protein binding.